CUUCUGCGAUCCCAGAUAAUGGAAGGAGAUCCUGUCUAAAGCUUAAGGUCUUUGUGCGGCCAGCAAACAGCUGUAUGAAAACUAUAGGUGUUCAUGAUCGUGUUUUCGAUGUUAACGACAAAGUAGAAAAUUCAUUAGAACCAGCAGAUGAUACUGUACAUGAGUCAGCCGAGCCAUCCCGUGGUGAGAACGCGGCACAGACACCAAGGAUACCCAGCCGGCUUUUGGCAACUCUAUUGUUCCUCCUGGCAAUGCUUUUGAUAUUAUAG
Molecule: messenger RNA, 269 nt
Organism: Eurypyga helias (sunbittern)
Lineage: Eukaryota; Metazoa; Chordata; Aves; Eurypygiformes; Eurypygidae
Product: ephrin-A5
Exons: 3
Source: RefSeq, a predicted model, not a curated record